AACGAACUAAAUUUAGGUUCGCUUGAGCGUUGAACUUGGAAUGUUCACUAGAGGACGCGGUGACCGCAGUGUAGCCCAGUCAGUGACGUCUAACCGGCGGAAGUAAACAAACCCUUUCAUCUGUAUGAAUUGCCGGUUGUGAGCGGUGUCUGGUGCUGAAGCUGAGCUGGGACACAGUGGACAGUGAUAUUCACUACGAUGAAUUUUUCCCUAAACAGAGACACGGCUUUCCUAAACGCAGACGAAGCCUCUGCAGUCGAGACGGCGGUCAGGACGGCGGUCAUGUCCAUCCUGAAGGUUUUCUGCGAGGUGAAUGAGAAGAGGUCGCACUGCUACGAGGCCAAGUUAGCCGAGGCGGAAAGAGAGAACACAGCGCUGAAGAUCCAGUUAAAAGCAGCCGAGCAGGAGCUUCAGACCUUACGACAGAUCUCUACUAACUAUAAAAUCUCAGCUGAGGUCACCUUCACCGCAGACGUUGAAGAAACCGGACCAGAACCGGCGUCUUUCCAGAACGUCUCAGAGAGCGACUCUGUCCCGGUGCUAAAGGAAGAAGAAGAGCCUUUUUACCAGAGCAGUUUGUUUAUAAAGAGUGAAAUGACAGAGGAAUAUUCAGCGGUGGAUUUUGAAAACGCGCAAAUUUGCCAACAGACUGCCCAGAUCCAGACAUAUGUGACCCACAACACCCACGCCCACUCACUCCAUUCAGAUCCAGUUUUAACCGGAUCGGAGAAAAAGAGACUGACACGGUAUGAGAAUGUGAGAAGAUACAGAGAAAGGAUCCGAGCUGAUCCUGUGAAAUACCUCGCCUGGAAGGAGAAGAACCACUUGAGGUAUCUGCAGAACAGAAAGACCAUUAAUGAACUGCCCGAGCCCAUGAAGAACCUGCAGAGGAAGGCCUGGAGAGAAGCUACAAGGAGACAUCGAGCAAAAAAGCUGGCUCAAGCUGCUCUUUCUGCUUCGUCCAUGUCACAAACCCCCAGUUUAUGACCAGGACACUUAUUUUUUUAUUUUAUUUUAUCUUAGACUCUGUGCUCUCUGGGCAAAAUGUGCCCACUUUGUAUAUGUGUAUUUAUGAAUGCUUGAGCUGAAUGAAAAUUGAUACCUAUGUGGUCAUAAACCAGAUUGAUUUUGUGAUGUUUUAAAAUGAUGUCUAUGGUUUUGUUGGUCCAAUGCACAUGAAGACAAAGAUGUGGUUUAGGUAUUAAAUUGCAGAAAUAAAUUUCUGUGAAUCCGCUUAGUAAUUAUCUUGGUUUUAUUUAUUUAUUUAAUUGAUUUAUUUAUUUUAAAUAAGUAAUCAGUGAACAUACACAUUUUGUCAGAAAUAGUGAAGUUCCGGAUUUGAGUAAUACUGAUGUCUGGGCAUGUUAAUGCACAGAGGCUAUAUUUAGACAUAGAAAUGCUUAACAGGAAAAGGUAGAAGGUGUCUAGUGAUGGGAAAUCGGGCUCUUUUCAGUGAGUCAAAUCAUACGACUCAGCUGAACAAGAAGAGUCGACUCUUUACUCUCCCGACUGCUUUUUAAUUUUAUUUUUUUACUGAUUUCCCCGAUUGAUUGAUUGAUUGAUUGAUUGAUUGAAUAUUUAUUUAUUUAUUUAUUUAUUUAAUUUUAUUUUAUUAUUAUUAUUAUUAUUAUUAUUAUUAUUACUUACCUAACUUUGAUUGAUAUUGUUUCUUUAAACCUGUAACAAUCUAAUGUUUAAAAAUAGUUCAAUCGGGAAGGUAGUACAAAUGAGGUAUAGUAAGCAUCUCUGCGUUAAUAUAAUGAUGAUUCAGUUUUAUUUUAUUUUAUUUUAUCACCAACCCAGUACAUGUUAAAGAAAAAAGCAGGAUGCUUCGGAUCCUCCCUUUACUGUAUGCUGCAUUAUAAUACAAACAACUGAGUCAUUAAUGAUAACACACACCUCAGAUUUUGGAGGAAAAGGUGUCAGUUGAAAUAUUUUGUACAAGUAAAGGUACAGAUCAUAGCACAAGACUAACAUCAUUGCUUAUACCUAGAAAUAAAUACAUAUAUAAUACAUUUUAAACAACAACAACAAAAAAUGGCUUAUUAAUGUUAAUAUAAUUUCAACGUUCACCCAAAAGAACCGACUCAUGGAGUCGAAUCAUCAGUGAACCGAAUCACUGGAAACUGAAUCAUUGCUCGUAGUAACACUAACAACAGUUGAGGCGUUAGUAUGUUUGCUACUUUAUUGUUCAUUCCCCAUUUAAUAGUGUGAUAUAGAGUGUAUUUAAUUUUAUAAAUUAAAAGUUUCUUUCAAAUAC
Messenger RNA from Hemibagrus wyckioides, 2260 nucleotides. RefSeq lists its product as uncharacterized. The transcript has 4 exons. NCBI's taxonomy places the organism in Eukaryota, Metazoa, Chordata, Actinopteri, Siluriformes, Bagridae. The record is from RefSeq and is a predicted model, not a curated record. The coding region runs from base 199 to 987 and encodes 262 amino acids.